CGUCAACAUCCUCCUGUAAUUUAGCUUGUCUCCUUCGCCCCAAAACCUGCCUCAAAAUAGGCUACACAUAGACAAGGAUCCAACAGUUUCUCUCGCAACCUUACUAACGUUACCAUUGUCUUAUCCCCGAUUAUGGUGCUUGAAUGCAAUACUGGAAUUCGCAUUGUCCCUUCCUGGUUCAAUAUGGGCGGAACAGCAUUUCCGAAAGCCCUGAAUGAAGAAAACCCACCUAAACCGCCAGUUUGCGAGUCUCCGAAAAAGUUACCACCAGGACCAUGGUCAUUACCAUUUAUCGGUGACAUCCUUCGUAUUGAUCCAACAAAAAUCCAUUUUCAGUUGGCAAAGUUUGCUGAGCAAUAUGGAGACAUUUUUAGUAUUCAUUUGGGAACAAGGAUUGUUGUCCUAAAUGGCCUCAAACGAUUGAAAGAAGCCUUUAUUCAACAUGGUGAAAAUUUUGUGGAUCGGCCCUCAUUCCCAUUGAUUGAAGACAUUGUCCAUAACAAUGGUUUGGUUAUGUCCAAUGGGUAUGCAUGGAAGCAGCAGAGGAGGUUUGCUCUCAUGACACUGAAGAAUUUUGGAUUGGGCAAGAAGAGUCUUGAGUCUUCCAUCCAGGUAGAAAGUAAAUGGCUGAGUGAAGCCUUCAGGAAUGAACAAGGCCAAACAUUUGAUCCACAGUUUGUUAUUAACAAUGCUGUCUCAAACGUUAUCUGCUGUCUGGUGUUUGGUGAUCGAUUUGAGUAUACGGACCAACAAUUUAAAGAUCUGCUGGGGUUAAUAAAUGAAGCCAUUUAUUUAGAAGGAAGCAGUUGGGCGCAGGUAUACAACGUAUUUCCUUGGAUAAUGCGUAAGGUACCUGGUCCCCACCAAAAAAUAUUUGAAAAUUGGGAUAAGGUGAUCUCCUUUGUGAAGUUGAAAAUUAAGGAACACAAGAAUGAUUGGGACCCAUCAGCACCCAGAGACUACAUUGACUGCUUCCUGGCAGAGAUUGAAAAGUGGAAAAAUGAUGUGGAUGCGGGGUUCAAUGAAGAAAACUUGUGUUUCUGCACUUUGGAUUUAUUUGUGGCUGGAACUGAGACCACAUCCACGACAUUGUAUUGGGGCCUGUUGUUUAUGAUCAAAUGCCCUGAUGUACAAGAAAAGGUGCAUGCAGAAAUAGACCAUGUGAUUGGCCAGUCGCGCUUGCCCUCCAUGACAGACCGACCCAAUAUGCCCUACACUGAUGCUGUGAUCCAUGAGAUUCAGAGGAUGGGAAACAUUUUACCACUGAAUGUAGCCCGUAUGGCUGUCAAAGACACGCAAAUUGGAGAAUACAUCAUACCAAAGGGUACAGUGGUGAUGGCAACUUUAAUGUCUGUGCUCUUUGAUGCGAGUGAGUGGGAGACUCCCCAAACCUUUAAUCCAGGACAUUUCUUGGAUGCAAAAGGGAAUUUAAGAAGAAGGGACACCUUCAUGCCAUUUUCAGCUGGUAAGAGGGUGUGUCUGGGGGAGCAGCUGGCUCGGAUGGAGCUGUUCCUCUUCUUCACGUCUCUCCUCCAGAGAUUCACCUUCUCUCCCCCCCCUGGAGUGGAGCCCAGUCUUGAGUACAGAAUGGGACUCACUCACAGCCCCAAGCCUUACAAGCUCUGUGCUGUCCCCCGCUGAGCAUAAACCCACAUAAACAAAUUCAAAUUUAACAGGAAAAUUAAGUUCCAUCAAAAUGUUGUAUUGAUAAAACAUAACUUCCUUAUGAAAACAAAUACGGUGAUAUCUUAAAGACUUUUUAUGUAUUAUUGCAUUAUAUGUGUAACCGCAAGGUAAAGAUACUGAAUUCCUAUUGGAAAGAUUCAGCAAUUAAGGGAUAAUAAUAGUGCAUAAUAAUGAAAAGAGAAAUUACUUCCCAUAUGUGAUAAUUUGAUAACUUAAAUAAAUUAAAUAAAUUGAAUUGCUGUUCAUUCAAACUGCAAAAGCUUGAAUUUGAAUAAGAAAUACUCCAGCAUGGUUUAUUACUGUAAACAGUGCCAGAGAUGGAGUUUGUUGUUUAUGUUUCAAAUUGUCGACUUUCACACUCAGGGGCCCCUUUGUUAGGUACAACUAGUACUGUUUGCCUCCAGAACAAUACAAUUUUUUGUUGAGCAAGGUGUUAACAUUCCUAAGGGAUUUUGGUCCAUGCUGACUCCAAAGUAUCACAGCGUUCUUCCAUAUAUUUUCAUUAAUGCUGAAAACUGUCACUGUCAUAUUUGUGAAAUCAACUUUAGGUGGUUCCUGCAUUAUGACAUGAUGCAUUGUCUUGUUAAAAGUAUCCAAUUUAGAAAAGAGAAUAGCAUAUCCUAAAUGUAUUGCUGUUCAUGAUGAGAUGAUCUUCUAUUGUCCUUUUAUACUUUAUUUUAUGCUAAUUUUGAUUUGCUCAAAUCACAUCCAAACUCCAUCAUAUCAUUAUGAGUCAUUUCAUCAUGCAUUGUGUCAGUAGUAUAUGAAUAAUUGUGGUGACAUUUAAUAAAGAGGCCUUUCCAAAUAAAGUUGCUGAAAGUGCUUA
This is a messenger RNA of Conger conger (European conger), 2512 nucleotides long. RefSeq names its product cytochrome P450 2J1-like. The transcript has 10 exons. Gene Ontology annotation, molecular function: iron ion binding; heme binding; oxidoreductase activity, acting on paired donors, with incorporation or reduction of molecular oxygen, reduced flavin or flavoprotein as one donor, and incorporation of one atom of oxygen. The record is from RefSeq and is a predicted model, not a curated record. The coding region runs from base 133 to 1641 and encodes 502 amino acids. Gene Ontology annotation, cellular component: cytoplasm; intracellular membrane-bounded organelle. Lineage: Eukaryota; Metazoa; Chordata; Actinopteri; Anguilliformes; Congridae. Gene Ontology annotation, biological process: xenobiotic metabolic process.